ACUGUGACCACUGCCAUGGGCUUUGCCAGACAGACACAGCUUUUGCUCUGGAAGAACUGGACCCUGCGAAAAAGGCAAAAGAUUCGCUUUGUGGUGGAACUCGUGUGGCCUUUAUCUUUAUUUCUGGUCUUGAUCUGGCUAAGGAAUGCCAACCCGCUCUACAGCCAGCAUGAAUGCCAUUUUCCUAACAAGGCCAUGCCCUCCGCAGGAGUGUUGCCGUGGCUCCAGGGGAUUUUCUGCAACGUGAACAAUCCUUGUUUUCAAAGCCCCACCCCAGGAGAAUCUCCUGGAAUUGUGUCAAACUAUAACAACUCCGUCUUGGCAAAGGUGUUUCGAGAUUUUCGGGAGCUCCUUGUAGAUGCUCCAGAGAGCCAGCGCCUUGGUGGGGUUUGGACAGACCUCCGCACCUUGUUCCAGCUCAUGGACACUCUGCAGACUCACCCUGAGAAGGUUGCAGGAAGAGGAAUACAAAUUCGGGAUAUCCUAAAAGAUGAAGAGACACUGACACUAUUUCUCAUGAGAAACAUUGGCCUGUCCAACUCAGUGGCUUACCUUCUGGUCAACUCCCAAGUCCGUGUGGAGCAGUUUGCUCAUGGAGUCCCAGACCUGGCGCUGAAGGACAUUGCCUGCAGUGAGGCUCUUUUAGAACGUUUCAUCAUUUUCAACCAGCGACGUGGGGCGAAUAUUGUGCGUGAUGCCCUAUGUUCCCUCUCCCAGGGCACCCUACAGUGGAUAGAAGACACUCUGUAUGCCAAUGUGGACUUCUUCAAGCUCUUCCAUGUGCUCCCCACACUCCUAGACAGAGGUUCACAGGGUAUCAACCUGAGAUCCUGGGGAAGAACAUUAGCUGAUGUGUCACCAAGAAUUCAACAGUUCAUUCAUCGGCCAAGUGUUCAAGACUUGCUGUGGGUGAUCAGACCCCUCCUGCAGAACAGGGGUCCAGAGACCUUCGCACAGCUCAUGGGCACCGUGUCUGACCUCCUGUGUGGAUACCCAGAGGGAGGAGGCUCCCGGGUGUUCUCCUUCAACUGGUAUGAAGACAAUAACUAUAAGGCCUUCCUGGGGAUAGACUCCACAAGGAAAGACCCUAUUUAUUCUUACGACAAAAAAACAACACCCUUUUGUAAUGCACUGAUCCAGAGCUUGGAGUCAAACCCUUUAACCAAAAUAGCCUGGAGGGCAGCAAAGCCUUUGCUGAUGGGAAAAAUCCUCUUCUCUCCUGAUUCCCCUGCAGCACGAAGAAUACUGAAAAAUGCCAACUCAACUUUUGAAGAACUGGAGCGGGUUAGGAAGUUGGUCAAAGCCUGGAAAGAAGUGGGGCCCCAGAUCUGGUACUUCUUUAACAACAGCACGCAGAUGAUGAUGGUCAGGGAUACCCUGGAACACCCAACAGUAAAAGAAUUUUUGAACAGAGAACUUGGUGAAGAUGGCCUUUCUGUUGAAGCCAUAGUAAACUUCUUCUACAAGGGUCCUCGAGUGGGUCAGGCCGACGACACGACCGACUUUGACUGGAGAGACAUAUUUAAUAUCACUGACCACUUCCUACGCUUGGCUGAUCAAUACCUGGAGUGUCUGGUGCUGGAUAAGUUUGAAAGCUAUGAUGAUGAAAAUCAGCUCACCCAACGAGCUCUGUCUCUGCUGGAGGAAAACAGGUUCUGGGCUGGUGUGGUAUUCCCUGACAUGUAUCCUUGGACCAGCUCCCUCCCACCGCAUGUGGAGUACAAGAUCCGGAUGGACAUAGAUGUGGUGGAGAAAACCAAUAAAAUCAAGGACAGGUACUGGGAUUCUGGUCCCAGGGCAGACCCCGUGGAAGAUCUCCGGUACAUCUGGGGUGGCUUUGCCUAUCUGCAGGACAUGAUUGAGCAGGGGAUCACAAGGAGUCAGGCUGGGGUAGAAACUCCAAUUGGAAUCUAUCUUCAGCAGAUGCCCUACCCCUGCUUUGUGGAUGACUCUUUUAUGAUCAUCCUGAACCGCUGUUUCCCUAUCUUCAUGGUGCUGGCGUGGAUAUACUCUGUCUCCAUGACUGUGAAGGACAUUGUCUUGGAAAAGGAGUUGAGGCUAAAGGAGACCUUGAAAAAUCAGGGUGUCUCCAAUGCAGUGAUUUGGUGCACCUGGUUCCUGGACAGCUUCUCUAUCAUGUCAAUGAGCAUCUUUCUCCUGACACUAUUCAUCAUGCAUGGAAGAAUCCUACAUUACAGUGACCCUUCCAUCGUCUUCCUGUUUCUGUUGGUUUUCGCCACUGCCACGAUCAUGCAGUGCUUCCUGCUCAGCACCUUCUUCUCCAAGGCCAGCCUGGCAGCAGCCUGCAGCGGUGUCAUCUACUUCACCCUCUACCUGCCACACAUUCUGUGCUUUGCCUGGCAGGACCAGAUGACAGCCAAGCUGAAGAAAGCUGUGGUGAGGGACUUGGACCUGCUGUCUCCUGUGGCUUUUGGGUUUGGCACUGAGUACCUGGUUCGCUUUGAGGAACAAGGCCUGGGGCUGCAGUGGAGCAACAUCGGGAACAGCCCCAUGGAAGGGGAUGAGUUCAGCUUCCUGUUGUCCAUGCAGAUGAUGCUGCUUGAUGCAGCUCUGUAUGGCUUGCUUGCCUGGUACCUUGACCAGGUGUUUCCAGGUGAUUAUGGAACCCCACUUCCCUGGUACUUCCUUCUACAAGAGUCUUAUUGGCUUGGUGGUGAAGGGUGUUCAACUAGAGAAGAAAGAGCACUGGAAAGGACUGAACCCAUAACAGAGGAGAUGGAGGACCCAGAACACCCAGAAGGAAUGAAUGACUCCUUCUUUGAACGUGAACUUCCAGGCUUGAUUCCUGGGGUAUGCGUGAAGAAUCUGGUAAAGAUUUUUGAGCCCUCCCGCCGGCCAGCUGUGGACUGUCUUAACAUUACCUUCUAUGAGAACCAGAUCACUGCAUUCCUGGGUCACAACGGAGCAGGAAAAACCACCACCUUGUCUAUCCUGACAGGUCUGUUGCCACCGACCUCAGGGACCGUACUCAUUGGGGGAAAGGACAUUGAAACCCACUUGGAUGCAAUCCGGCAGAGCCUUGGCAUGUGCCCACAGCACAACAUCCUGUUCCACCACCUUACAGUGGCUGAGCACAUCCUGUUCUAUGCCCAGCUGAAAGGGAAGUCCUGGGAGGAGGCCCAGCUGGAGAUGGAGGCCAUGCUAGAGGACACAGGCCUCCACCACAAGAGGAAUGAAGAAGCUCAGGACCUCUCAGGUGGCAUGCAGAGAAAGCUGUCUGUCGCCAUAGCCUUUGUGGGAGACGCCAAGGUGGUUGUGCUGGAUGAGCCUACCUCUGGAGUGGACCCCUACUCCAGACGUUCCAUCUGGGACCUGCUCCUGAAGUACCGUGCAGGCAGAACGAUCAUCAUGUCCACCCACCACAUGGACGAGGCAGACCUCCUUGGAGACCGCGUUGCCAUAAUCUCCCAGGGAAGACUUUACUGCUCCGGCACCCCGCUCUUCCUGAAGAACUGCUUCGGCACAGGCUUCUACUUGACCUUGGUUCGCAAGAUGAAAAACAUCCAAAGUCAAGGAGGCAGCUGUGAGGGGACCUGCAGCUGUGCGUCUCCGGGUUUCUCUGUCAGGUGUCCAGCCCGCGUUGAUGAAAUAACUCCAGAGCAAGCCUUGGACGGGGAUGUGAAUGAGCUGAUGGACGUGGUUUGCCACCAUGUUCCAGAGGCAAAGCUGGUGGAAUGCAUUGGUCAAGAAGUCAUCUUCCUCCUUCCAAAUAAGAAUUUCAAGCAGAGGGCAUAUGCUAGCCUCUUCAGAGAGCUGGAGGAGACCCUGGCGGACCUGGGGCUGAGCAGUUUUGGAAUUUCUGACACACCCCUGGAAGAGAUUUUUCUGAAGGUCACAGAGGACUCCGAUUCAGGACUUCUGUUUUCUGGUGGCACUCAGCACAAAAGGGAACAUGUCAAUCUCCGCCACCCCUAUUUGGGGCUUAGCAAGAAGGCGAGGCAGCCUGCCGAAGACUCCAACAGCUGCUCUCCAGAGCAGGAGGCUCACCCCGAGGGCCAGCCUCCCCCGGAGCCGGAGCAACCCAGUUUCUCACUCAACACGGGUGUGCGGCGGGUCCUGCAGCAAGUGCAAGCGCUGCUGGUGAAGCGAUUCCACCACACAGUUCGCAGCCACAAGGACUUCCUGGCUCAGAUUGUGCUCCCAGCCACGUUUGUGCUUUUGGCUCUGAUGCUUUCCAUGAUUGUGCCUCCUUUUGGUGAAUUUCCUGCCUUGACUCUUCACCCCUGGAUAUACGGGCAGCAGUAUACCUUCUUCAGCAUGGACGAGCCUGGCAAUGAGCGCCUUGCAGUGCUGGCAGACGUCCUCCUGAACAAGCCAGGCUUUGGCAACCGCUGCCUGAAGAAAGCGUGGCUUCUGGAGUACCCCUGUGGCAAUUCAACCCCCUGGAAGACUCCCUCUGUGUCCCCGAACAUCACGCAUCUAUUCCAGAAGCAGAAAUGGACGCCAUCUAAUCCCUCACCCUCCUGCAAGUGCAGCACCAGAGAGAAGCUCACCAUGCUGCCUGAGUGCCCUGAGGGAGCUGGGGGGCUCCCACCCCCACAGAGAACACAGGGUAGCACUGAAAUCCUACAAGACCUUACCAACAGGAACAUUUCUGACUACUUGGUAAAAACGUAUCCUUCUCUUAUAAGAGGCAGCUUAAAGAGCAAAUUCUGGGUCAAUGAACAAAGGUAUGGAGGAAUUUCCAUUGGGGGAAAGCUCUUGGUUCUCCCUGUCACUGGGGAAGCAGUUGUUGCCUUUUUAAGUGACCUUGGCCAGAUAAUGAAUGUGAGCGGGGGCCCUAUCACCAGAGAAGUCUCUAGAGAAAUGUCUGAUUUCCUCAAACAUCUUGAAACAGAAGACAAUAUUAAGGUGUGGUUUAACAACAAAGGCUGGCAUGCCCUGGUCAGCUUCCUGAAUGUGGCCCACAAUGCCAUCCUCCGGGCCAGCCUGCAUGAAGACAGGCACCCGGAGGAGCAUGGAAUCACCAUCAUCAGCCAGCCUCUGAACCUCACCAAGGAACAGCUCUCAGAGAUUACCGUGCUGACCACUUCAGUGGAUGCUGUGGUUGCCAUCUGUGUGAUUUUCGCCAUGUCCUUCGUCCCAGCCAGCUUUGUUCUUUACUUGAUCCAAGAGAGGGUGACUAAAGCCAAGCACCUCCAGUUUAUCAGUGGAGUGAGCCCCACCACUUACUGGCUGACCAACUUCUUCUGGGACAUUAUGAACUAUGCUGUCAGUGCAGGACUGGUGGUUGGCAUUUUCAUUGGGUUUCAGAAGAAAGCUUACACUUCUGCACAGAAUCUUCCUGCCCUCAUCGCGUUGCUCAUGCUUUAUGGGUGGGCAGUCACUCCUAUGAUGUACCCAGCAUCCUUCCUGUUUGAUGUCCCCAGCACAGCUUAUGUGGCUUUGUCUUGUGCUAAUCUGUUCAUUGGCAUCAACAGCAGCGCCAUCACCUUCAUCUUGGAAUUAUUUGAGAAUAACCAGACGCUGCUCAGGAUCAACGCCCUGCUGAGGAAGCUACUCAUUAUCUUCCCUCACUUCUGCCUGGGUCGGGGCCUCAUUGACCUGGCACUGAGUCAGGCUGUGACAGACGUCUAUGCCCGGUUUGGUGAAGAACACUCUUCAAAUCCAUUCCGGUGGAACAUGAUUGGGAAGAACCUGGUUGCCAUGGCAACUGAAGGGGUGGCGUACUUCCUUCUGACCCUCCUCAUCCAGCACCACUUCUUCCUUACCCGAUGGGUUGCUGAGCCAGCCAGGGAACCCAUUGUCGAUGAAGAUGAUGAUGUGGCUGAAGAAAGAAAAAGAAUUACUGGUGGGGGAAGUAAAACCGAUAUCCUAAAGCUAAAUGAACUAACCAAGGUCUAUUCAGGCUCCUCCAGCCCAGCAGUGGACAGGCUGUGUGUCGGGAUCCGCCCUGGAGAGUGCUUUGGUCUACUAGGAGUCAAUGGAGCUGGCAAAACAACCACAUUCAAGAUGCUCACUGGUGACACCACAGUGACUUCAGGUGAUGCCACUGUUGCAGGCAAGAGUAUUUUAACUAAUAUUUCCGAUGUUCAUCAAAGAAUGGGCUACUGUCCUCAGUUUGAUGCAGUUGAUGACUUGCUCACAGGCCGAGAACAUCUUUACCUUUAUGCUCGGCUUCGGGGUGUUCCAGCAGAAGAAAUUGAGAGGGUUGCAAACUGGGGUAUUCAGAGCCUGGGACUAUCUUUCUACGCCGAUCGCCUGGUUGGCACCUAUAGUGGUGGCAAUAAGCGGAAACUCUCCACAGCCAUAGCACUAAUUGGCUGCCCACCACUGGUGCUGCUGGAUGAGCCCACCACAGGGAUGGACCCCCAGGCACGCCGCAUGCUGUGGAACACCAUUGUGAGCCUCAUCAGAGAAGGAAGAGCCGUGGUCCUCACUUCCCACAGCAUGGAAGAAUGCGAGGCACUGUGCACCCGGCUGGCCAUCAUGGUGAAGGGCACCUUUCAGUGCCUGGGCACCAUUCAGCACCUCAAGUACAAGUUUGGAGAUGGCUACAUUGUCACAAUGAAAAUCAAGUCUCCAAAGGAUGACCUCCUCCCUGACCUGAACCUAGUGGAGCAGUUCUUCCAAGGGAACUUUCCAGGCAGUGUGCAGCGGGAGAGACACUACAACAUGCUCCAGUUCCAGGUCUCCUCCUCUUCCCUGGCCAGGAUCUUCCAGCUGCUCAUCUCCCACAAGGACAGCCUGCUCAUCGAGGAGUACUCGGUCACGCAGACCACACUGGACCAGGUAUUUGUGAACUUUGCUAAACAGCAGACUGAAACUCAUGACCUCCCUUUGCACCCUCGGGCUGCUGGAGCCAGACAACAAGGCAAGGUCUGACCUCCAUCCAUACUACUCAUUCCCUACAUCUGGAAAGAAACUGUGGCAGCCGGAGUACAGGAGCUUCUGUCCAUAGGGUCAUUGGAACCACUGGCCAGCACAAGUGAUCCUGCUGCAGCAGGAAACAGACACAUGAAGUUAUAUGGUGAGAUCACAGGGAGGCUCCCUUAGAAGGAAACCCAAGCUGACUGACUCACCUGGACAACCUGGUGGUGACAUUGACCCCGACAAACAAAUACAACUUUGCAUCUACUCCAGAGAAGAACUCCAAGUCCAGCCCACUCGUCAAUUUGACCUCAAUAUUGCUGUCAUUUCAAAAGGCUUGUGUUGAGGAUAGGAGCU
This is a messenger RNA of Octodon degus (degu), 7188 nucleotides long. RefSeq names its product ATP binding cassette subfamily A member 4 (gene Abca4). Bases 16 to 6846 code for a protein of 2276 amino acids. The transcript is spliced from 50 exons. Gene Ontology annotation, biological process: lipid transport; transmembrane transport; visual perception. Gene Ontology annotation, cellular component: intracellular membrane-bounded organelle; plasma membrane. The record is from RefSeq and is a predicted model, not a curated record. Lineage: Eukaryota; Metazoa; Chordata; Mammalia; Rodentia; Octodontidae. Gene Ontology annotation, molecular function: lipid carrier activity; ATP binding; ATP hydrolysis activity.